Molecule: messenger RNA, 9658 nt
Organism: Cinara cedri
Lineage: Eukaryota; Metazoa; Arthropoda; Insecta; Hemiptera; Aphididae
Source: the annotation of a GenBank genome assembly
GACCGUCUAACGUGAGAGUUUCGCCGUGGAUCUCGCCCCUGCACCAGAUGGAUGCCGUCAAACUGGAGGCGAAAUGGCCCCCGGACGGAAAUCAUCGGGUAGCCAUCGGCGCGUCCGAGUUCGGUAUCUACAAAGAGCCGGACAGCGGGAAACAGCCCGUCGGCGCCGACGACAAGGCCACCGGAAUCAUGUUGGUACUGUCCCUGAUGGCCGCGGUCGCCAUAGUGGUAAGCAUGUUCGCAAAUUAUUAUACCGUAGUCACGUUUUAUCCUGUCGAUUUUGGUUUUUCGCGUGAAAACCACUCGAAAUAGCAAACUAUGCCCGGGCAUUGCCUAGCUGUCGGUACACGAGAAUAGCGACACAACUCAAAAAGUCGAGUUUCCGUUACAGCCGUUCGAGGUUUCUAUUAUUACUUGCAAUGCUCGUCGUGAUUUUGGAUUUUUAAAUUAAAUUUUUUUGAUAGUUAAAAUUAGCGUUCAUUUUGCAUUUCUAACAAUUUUGUUUUGUUGACAUUAAUAGUAAGUAUUGUAAUUAUAACACUCUAAAAAUAUACAACACUCUAAUUUCACACCAUAUAGAUAAUAUCGUAUCCACAAAAAUCAACAAUUGCGUUAUUAAUGAAUAAAAAAAAAAACAUAAUAAUACUUAGAAUUUGUUUUGACUUGUGUUACUGUUGCAAAAAAUGAUUUCAAUUAUUCUCAAAACGUUAAUUCCUCUCAUUCUUCAUGAUAAAAGCUCUACUAGCGAUUAUGCGAUACGACACGACAGCUAUUUUGCGGUUAUUUUUAGAUAGUGAUUGGAAGUAGCGAUGCUAUUGUUUUAGCGUGCUAAAUACCAUUUUUGUAGCAAUCUGGUAGCGUACGGUUUUAUUUUGGUGGGUGACGUAAAACGCUGUAACACUACAUUUUUCACGGAAGCACAGCGCGAAAUUCGCUACUUUAAACGUAGCUUUUCACCGAAAUAAAACUGCGAAUUUCAUGAAAUAUUACUUAGUUUAUGUUUCCAUUAUUUGUUAUUUUAAUCUAUCGUAAAACAAAAAAAAAGAAACUACAAUACUUAUUUUUUCUCUUUUCGGAAACGUCAAACAUCAAUAAAUUGUUGUUAUUGUUAUUUGUUCUUAGAAUCAAUACGUGGAUUACUACGUUUUAUAAGAUUGACGUAAAUAAAAAGAAUUUCCCUUGUAUAUAAGUCGAAAAAUGUAGCGCUUUAAAAACGUAGGCUAAUUUAAAAAAAAGGAAUUUUAUUGCCCUCUACACUUAUAAAAAUAAAAAAAAAACACCUAUUAUAGGAAACUUCUGUUUUUAGAAAUACAGCGAUAGUGCAGGUAGUGGACUACAUUGAAAGUAGUGAUUUCAAACCACGGUUUUUAGAAAUAAUAAAUAAUGGGUAUUUUGCUAUAUAUUUUCAUAAUACAUACAUAGUAUCGAAAAUGGUAACUUUUAAACUGUGUCGCUAUUCAUGUGCACUGACGAUUGGGAUAAGGAAUUAAGAUAUCGUCUUAACCUUCAUCCCAUGCGAGUGGACUCAGUUAUCAUCUACGUAUAGAACAUACAUACAAGUAGGUAACAGAAAUGUCAUAAGCAUCGCCGGUAAACACUGGAAAAAAAAAAACAAUAACAUCACCUCACCUAUAACCUAACCUAACUGCGUGACGAUCCGGUCUUAUUAAACCGAAAUUAGCGUCGUUGUCGUGUGUAAUGUCCCGGUUACUGCAAUGUGUUCCAUGUGUUCCAUAAAAUCGACGACGGGUGACGCGCACCGUCAAAGGUGAGAUUUAACGAACGUUCACGACACAUUCAGUGUUUUCUUCAUCAUUUUCUUCAGUGUGUUCUCUUCAUCGCCACAGUAAUUCGUUCUGGAUCGCCUUGUUUCAAAAACGCCCAAAUUUAAAAAAACGUACACAUAUAAUAUUAUUUUAGAACGUUUAGCAGUUUCGGUUAGAAUUUCGGAAUGCUCUACUGGGUACGCACCUUCGAUUUUUUUAAGUCAAUUUAUUUUGUAAACAUUUAUCGCUUUAAUGGUAUAAAACAACACGUGGAUACAAAAAAACUAAGGUAACCCAAAAAUUAACAAAAUUCAAAGAACCCGGGGGUCUGUUUAAUUCUAUUUAUAUUAUAAAUGCAAAAAUUUGUUUAUAUUGAAGAAUGUUAUUGUGACAUUUUCACGCAAAAACUAAUCAAUGGAUUGAGUUGAAACUUUGUAGUAGUUUUAGACCAAAAAUAAAAUAUAGGUAAAUCCCCUACCCCACAGAAUUCAACUCCUAAAGGAGGGCUGACUAUGAGUUGUUGGUACGAAAAUAUACUUUUUUUAUUAUUAUUUAUUGGUUACCAUAGUGCAGUGGUUCUCAGCCAAGAUGACAUAUGGCCCUGGAUUGACAUGAACCUAGUGUAGCGGUGACACAAAAUUAUCGGGGGUAAAAGAAAAAUAAGAGAGCUUUUUUAAAAUAAUAUCAUAUUAUUGCCGUUGCCGUCAUGUAAAUGUUAUCACUAAUGCCGUCCAAACAACAUAAUAUUUCCACCCCAUCAUUCACUUUUCAACGAUACCGCAGCUAGAAUUUUCUUUAAUUUCAAUGGACUUUGCAUUGGUAAAGCGACUGAGUGUUGGAUUAUUGUGGAUAAGGAUGACAUGAAUCGAAAAUUGAGAACCACUGUGGCGUAGUGUUAUAGAAGAAGUAAAAAAAAGGUUAAAAUAAACGAAAUAAAAAAAAAUAAUUAUAAGUUUGUCCAUGUUAUAUUAGUUGAACCGUAAUAGUUGUCGAGAGGAAACCCACGAUGAAUAGUAGUUGAUAUGGAAACUGGUUCUUAGUUCAUUGUUGGAUUGCAAGUAUUUUGGUGAGGGAAACACCAGGCGGGACAGCUUGAUAAUUUUAUUAAUUCAUUCAUUAAUACAAUUAUCAAUUAUCUAUAAUUCUUAUUAAUGUUAUACUGCAAUUGUACAUUAUCGAGGGAUUUUUCAAAACCGCAAUUAAAGAUACGGCAUUUGCAGCAUCGCUGUAUUUUACGAGGAAAAAAUUAUUAUAAAUGAAAACAUUUUUUUUUUUUUUGGAAAUUAAGUGGACUUUUACAAAUUGAAGUGCUUAGUGCAGCAAUAAGGUAUAAGUCCCUGUCCCAAAUUACUUUUUGAUACUUUCGAAUAAAGCAAUAAAAUAUGCUAUAUAAUUUGGUGCAGUUCAAUCGAAUUCUGGGCAAAAAUAAGACCAGUACCAUAGACAAGCGGUUUUUAUUUUAUUGUUAAAAAAUUUCGAAAAGUGGACUUGUGUUGUUGUUGCACUGAGUCUUUCAAUUGAAAUUUCAUUCAAGUACUUAGGUAUGUACAUAAUAUCAUUGAUGGAUCCAGAAAAGGCCGAGGGCCUCGUUCCUCUCUGCAAACUAUAGACUGUAUAAAAGUUUUUACUUCCACAAAUGAUUAUAUUAUAUAAUAUACGUGAUUUUCAAGGAGGAAACCAGAGGGGAGCGAUGAAUGUAUUAAUUGUCCCUAUGAUUUAUUUUUGUUUUUAUAUUUUAUUGUUUCUGUCGGUAAACAAUUUUUCUAUUAGAAAUCUUACUCCAAUCCAAAAAUAAGUUAUCAAUGACUCACAGGUAUAAAUCAAGUAACCUUGUGUGUCCUACCUCCUUAAUUUCUCAUCUAUUACAUCUAUUACAUUGGCUGCACCCAUCUCAGGGGUGUAACUAGAAAUAUGUUUUUUGUUUAGGCCAGAUAAAAUAACUUCAGAGAAAAGUGGGUAGGCCCGGCUGACUUUUUUGCUUAGCAGUCAUUUUUUUUAGGACAAAAAAAAAAUCCAGCUCUGGACCCGCCACUGCAUAAUAAAUCGCUAUAUAGUUAUUAUAUUGUAUUGCGUUUACUCGAUAAAAUAAUUAUUCCAAUAUUAUUGUUGGUUUUGAAUACGUUACAACCGUAAAACCACGGGAAAACGACUGUUUGCACCCAAUUAUCAUACGUUAUUUUACAUGCGGUUUGGUGCGUGUUGACAUUAUUGUACUGUGCGUUAUUACGUUUGGGUUCCGUUUUCCGAGCGGUUGCGCGAAUCGCGGACGCCAAUCGAGCCGUGAACGCGCAUAAUGAUAUUCGCCGACACCGCAAAACUGCCGUACCGUUAUUAUUAUUUCGCAGUGUACAUACUAUUUGAAUAUAGUGAUAAUUACAAUUAGACGCCAUCGGCGAUGCGAUGUUAGUGAUGAUUACCAUUAUUAUUAUAACGUCAAAAAAACCGCGGCGUUCAGAGUUCAUUAUUUUGGACACGCGCUCUGGUUUUCGCGGCGAAAGCGCCUCGGGUUAAAACGCUGCUCAACGCGAGAUGAUAUAGGCGUUUAUAACACGUACGUUUUAGAAAAUCGACGGCCGAAUUAAUUCAUUAUGUAUUUAAUAUGUUAUUAUUAUUAUACAUACACGCCCGCACUAAAACACUACAAUUAUUACGUUUAUAAUAAUAACAUUUACAUUUUUUUUUUCGUUAUUAUUAUCUCGUAUACAAAUUGCGAUCCUCCGACGCGUGUACGCAACACUGAACUCACUUUUCGUUUUAUACACACUUACGCGGCAUAGACGAUAUUUGAAUUUCACAAAUUAACACGCUUUAUUCUAAUAACGACAAAAACGAAAGCGAUACAUUAUUAUUUUCUACAUAUCUACGUGCAUGGAUUCUCGUUGAACAUAUUAGGUGUAAGACGAACACUUUUACGGUCAUUAAAUUAUUUUGUAAAUUCAGGCCCACAUACUACACAAAUGGUUCCCUACCGCGAGGGCAUUCCUCCCGAGGGGUUAUUGAGAUAUUGCACCGGGGAAUAUAGUGAUGAUAAAAUAACGAGAAUUUUGUUGUUAAAAUAAUUAUUCGAUUUUACAAUCAGUAAAAUUGAAAAUAAUACAUUGAUUUCAGUUGUAUAAUGUGUAAUAUACAGUUAUUUUGUAAAAUUUAUUUGUACGGCUCACUAAAAAAAAAGGCCGUCUAAAUUAUAAUAGUCUAAUCUAAUUUAAAGGGGGAAGGGAGUAUGAGAUUUUUAAAAUUUACAAAUGGAGUGUAUCGUGUAGAAUAAAAAAUGUUGCGAUCUACUGUACUACUCUACUUAGGUCCUACCCGCACCGCAGUCUUCCGUAGUAUUAUAGAACAUUAUAUAUUCCUAAUAAUCGGAGUUUUACCCGACGGAUUUGUUAUUUUUGCUGGGUAUCGACCUAAGGUCAGUUUUGCAGUUUCCUGUAAUAUUAUUCUUUACAUAUCACUUUAACUUUGUCAUCAGUUAACCUCCUCAAUCCUCUGCAAUUUGUUAGUCCCGCGGCAAAAAUGAUAGAUUUUUGAUCUACGAUAUCCUUGAACGCCCUCGAUCUCUUUUAUCAUUAAUUUCUUUUAUAUUGUAAUAUAUAGAACCCCGUAUCGCACAACGUGUCCAAUCAUAAUUAAGCAUUUUUUAACCAUACUUAGUAUCUUAUCACAUUUAGUUUGCUUUGUCUACUGUUAUUUGUUACUUUUUCUUUCUGUCCAAGUCAAUCGCAUCGUUUUUUCCUAUACUUGAAACUUAAGAAAUUUUGUUACAAUUUUUCCAAUCUAACAAAGUUUUACAUCCGUAUAGUUUCACACUUCAGACAUAUACUUAGGCUCGCAAUUUUCGCUUGUACAAUCCUAGGUUUUAUUACUAUGAUUUAUCUUCCAUAUUGGUCGAGUAUGCUGCUUAAGUAUGUAAAACUUUCAACUUGGUCUAUCCUUAGAAUAACGAUGAAAUAGUUCAUACACGAAACUACAGUCAGCUCGAAAUUAUACGUUCCAUGGUUCGAAAUAAUUUGAUUAUAUAACCUUGUAAGUAUGAUUCAUGUAUGUGGUUUAUUGUGCAGUUCAUAAAAACUUUGUGCACAUCGGUUCUCCAAAAUGUUUUAAGUUAUGGUACCAGAACCAAUUCCAGUAUGUUUUCAUUGCAGCAGGGCUAGCAACGUUCUUCUUUUUUUUCGCUUUAAUCCCACGAGAAAUGGAGUCGGCUACUGUUAAUCUCACUCUCCGCAUCUUUCUAUCUACCACCAUAGGUUUUUCCAUCCACUUCCCUUAUUAUAUUAUUUUCCCCAAAGAUCUCUGACAACCACUUUUUUCUGUUUCGCAGUUACCUAAUCCAUAUACUUAUAGCGACUCAUUUCUAGAACCGUCGUUUUUUCUUAUCUCAGUGAGUCCAUAAUACUCACAAUCUCAGUUCCUUCCAUAUAUUAUGUUUAAUUUAUUUUUUUUAUUUAAAGCCCAAGUUUAUAUAAAAGUGCAUCGUUGACUAACAUUAACAAUGUAUUGAACUUGAACGUACUUUUGUUUUAGCUGUACUUUACGUUCUCGGAUUAUACGAUUCCUACGACUCAGGCGGCGUUCACGGGGCCAGCGAUGAGCUACGCGAAAUAUGCUAAAGACAAACAGUUGACGACCAUUACGACCGAUCCAGUAGUCCGUAAAUCGGAUGGUCUCCUGUACGCCGUGCUGGGCCUACAAAACGCCGAAAACUACACGACGACUUGCUCUCCGACGAUCGGCGAAGACGUCGUUACAGCGGCAAACAGAUUAGACGACAACGGCAGGUUGGAAUACGGUAGACGCAUGCGGUUGUAUCCAACUACGUUUAAGACGCAGCGGCCUACGGAUGAUGUUCAUCCCGGUUCGGUAAGAUUUCCCAACUACCAGAAAAAUGCAAUGGAUAGCGAACUAAAGUAUCAUUCGGACAGCGUGUACGGUUUCGGUAAAAGAUCGGAUUUCCCGCAGCUAACGGCCUAUCAGGCUCCAUUCCCGCCUAAGAGCAUACUGGACGUAAUGAAGUAUGUGACUACGGUAGGUUCACCCCCGCGUAAAUUUGACGUCCCCGUAGAAGAGUACAUGACGGCCCAAGAAUCUAAAACGCGGUACGUACCCAUUCGGGCUGCGGAAGAAGUAAAUCGGUUACUACCGGACAUGGUAGCACCGACCAGUGAUCCAACCCGGAGGUUCCGGAAUAAGUUCGGCCCACCGUUUAUAUACACACCGAAGCCACCCGUUAUGGCAUUACCAGAUGACUUCAUGAAGCCUCCUGAUCCUGACGCCCAUUUCUCGGUGAACUUCGAAAAGGACGCAGUGCCCAUGGCCGAUCUUACGGUACAAGAAGAGUCAGCUAACUUUCCAUCGCAUACCGGCGUGGUGUUCCAUCACCCACCAUCACUCACCGACUUGGUGUACCAUUCAUCGACUACCGAAAAUAUCUAUCCGGAACCUGACGUGACAACACCCCGGACGAUAAUAAAAAAAAAUCGUAGAAAAAAAAACCAAAAGCCCAUAAGCGUAAUGCUAGACAUCUAUCCGUUAUCGGACAAUGAAGACGAAGACGACGAAGAUCACAGUAAUAUUAUUUUUAUUGAUUGAUUGUGUAUUCAACGGACAUACGACCUUCUAUAAAAUUAUAAGAUAUGGAAUAAAAUAGGGCACAUUAAUACUUUACAGCUUAAAAUGUAUAAUUACAUUAACGAAAAAAAAAAUUAUAUUAAAACAAACCAAAAAUAAAUAAAAACAUAUCGGGUAAAUUUAACGAUAAAAGAGAACACACGUUUUUUAAUUAAUUCCAAUUGCUUUUUUUCAUCUAGUAAAAUAAAUCAUUUUCUUUAAAUUUGUCCCGAGGCAUUACUAAACAUUUUCAGGCUCAAUGGUAUCAGUCAUUCAAUUACUAGAUCAAAUAAAAAAAAUAAACUGAAGAUUCAAUCUCAAGAAGAAAUAAUAUGGUUUUUUUUUUUUUUUAAACAAAAUAAGUUGUUUAAAUUCUUGUAUUACUAUAAUUAAAACCAAGCAUUCAAAAAAAUGUAUUCAAGAUAAUUUUGUAAUUAAUUUUAAAACGGAUCAUUUUCAAACAAUAUUUUUAGUUUUUAAUAUCUGUAAAAAAAAAAACAUACAUUAAUUUGAUAAUUAUACAUAAGAUAAUAUAUUAUAAUAUUUUAUUCCGAUGUUUGAUUAGGACCCGACUAAUCCGACCCCACUUGGAUUGAAUAAUAAAUGGUUUAACUUUUUAAUAUUACAUGUAGUAUCAUCUGACAUAGCAGUGAUAGGCAUCUUAAAGUUAUAGCAAUCUAUAACGGUGUUAUAGGAACAUAAAUAAGUUCUAAAGUCGAACAAUUAAGUUAAAAUCAUAAUAAUAAUUUGUAUUUCUUUUUUAUAAUCUAUAACUAAUUAUGUUUUACUUGUAUCGUUAUUUUUUUAAAAUAUUUUCAUUUCGAGCUUUAUAUUGAAAACUUAUUCGAAAAAAAAAAUAGUAUUCUAUUUAAAUCAAUUCGUUGAAAUAUCGAAUAGGACUAAAAUAACUACUUAAUGUGUCUGUAAAAACUAACUUUGAGUUUCAAAAUAAUUAUAAAUUGGAUUUUCUAGGUGACGAGAAAGACGGUGAUUCCGAAGUGCAGCACACGUCGACGAAUCGGCAAUCAGACAGGGAUAAGUUGUUGUUACGGUUGAACUUGUUUCCGCAUUUUAGUAAAACGAAUCGUAAAAUGUACGUAUAAAAAAUAUUUAAAAAUAUUAUCGUCCUAAAAUAAUAUCAUGCAAUAUUCUCUAUGUAGAUCCAGAUUUCUAGAACAGGAAAAGCUACGAGAUAGGCAGAUGCCAUUAAUUCACCUAUCGACACGUAUUUUGCAAGGUUUGUGUUCGAAUAAUUUGGGGAAGUGUUCGAAAUUAGUUUUUCACAAACUGCGAGAUGGUCACAUUAAUACUGAAAAAAAAAAAUGAAUUAUUUUAUUAUUAUUAUUUUAUUACUAUUGAUUUUAUAAUAUUUACUUUACGAAAAUGAUCGAAGUUAUUUAUUUUUUUUUUCUUGUAACUAAAUUAAAUUAUAUAUUAAAACAAAUCGUCCGUAAAAAUAUCCUAGUCUCGUAGUUUAGUGAGUAUCGAGCAGUCUAAAUUUAUAAAUAUGUAUGUAACGUUUCGUUUGUUUGUCAGGCAGCCAAACCAACUCGUAUGUAAUUAAAUUACAAUGUUUGAAAAGUUUGUUUAGUUGCCUAUCCAAUGAAAAGGUAUACGAAUUCUGAUUUAACGUGUGUUUUAGACGGAGAAAACUACGUUUCUGGUGAAAAUGACAAAUCGAGCGAUUACGAAUACACAUCAGAAUCGAAAAACGUCGAAAAUCUAUCAAAAAUACAAUAAAAUAAAACAAAUUUAAAAAACCUCAAAAGACUUGAAUCACAAUUUAAAUCAAAAUAUUGGUAAAAUGUUUAAGUUUAUUAUUAUUAAGUAUAGAUAUUAUAUUAUUAGUCUUAGUUUUAUUAAAUCAAAAAUCUUAAUGAUACCUACCUAUACAUGGUGUACCAAGGCAAUUGCAUUUAUUGUAAAAAUAUUUCGUUUAUUGAAUGCGUUUCGUAAUAUUAUUGUUAUAAGAUGAUAGAGUUUUUAAAAACUGUAAAAAUGUAAUAUUAUUAUGUGCCAACGAAUGAUGUUCCGACGAUUUUCUAUCUGCUUGAAUUAUUAUUAAUUUUUUUUUUUUUAAAUCAUAUUUAAUAACGAAUUUUCGUCAUAACAAAAUUAAUUAAAUAUUUUUAAUGAUUGAAAUUCUUGUUAUCAAAAUAACAAUGACAAAUUUUAAACAUUUUUUUCAUUUGCUAUUUAUUUACUAAUUCGAGACCAAUCCGUAUGUUUGUGCAUUAUUUAUUCUUGCAAUUCAAUCAUAAUAAUAAAAAUAGUAAUAAUAUUUUCGUACAC